AUUGGCAGCGCCCACGCACACCUCUCGCGCAGCUCGAAUCAUCCCACAGACUCGCGCGACAUCAAUAACAAUGGCAAACCGGAGUCUGUUUUGGUAGAUUUGUGAUUGGAGCUUGAUGGACUGAAAGCUUAGUUGCUGUAUUCACGUCUUAUUUUCCUUUUAAAGUGUCGACCCCUGUACUCAGAGAAAAGCGAUCGUUCCUCGUUGUAGUUUUCAUUCUACCAUAUUGUUUGAAAAUGUGCGAGGCGCUGUUGGCCAGCUCACACAGUCUGUGCAUGUGUGUCCCUGCUGCUCUUGUGUUGGGCUACAGCUACUAACCUAGCUGCUUUUCACUCGGUGCUUAGCUAACGUUAGCCUGGCCGCGUUUGUUGACUUGAGGGGGGAAACAGAAGCGAAUGUAAAGCGUGCGUGUGUGAUCUGUUUUGUGACACCGGCUCUUAACUAUUUUAAACCCUUUGCUGUCGGGUGAAUACAGAGGCGUUGUAUGAUUUGUCGCAGAAAAUACUUUGCUGGCUAGCUAACAGGCUAGCUAUUUGUGUGUAUUCUUCGACUGAGGAAAACGGCGAGUUUUCUUUGAAAGUAUGGAUGACCAGACCAGGAUGAUGACGAGUCUCGCCGGACUCGGUGGACUACCACAAGCCGAUGUCGGCGACCCAGACUCGGUUAGGAAACAGCAGUCCCUCGGUCAACCCCAACAAGACAUAGGGGAUAUCCUACAACAAAUAAUGGCCAUCACCGACGAGAGCCUGGACGAAGCACAGGCCAGAUGCUGGCCAGAGGAAUCGCCGGCGCAUUGGGGUGGAUCAGACGACCCCACAGAGGGAGGGAGAGCAGGGGGGGGCAUGGCAGGGGGUGGCCUGCCACUCAACUUCCAGCACAGGAAGCAUGCCCUGAACUGUCACAGAAUGAAGCCAGCCCUCUUCAGCGUUCUCUGUGAGAUCAAAGAGAAGACAGUGCUGAGUAUACGAGGUGUGCAGGAGGAGGACCCCCCAGAUCCCCAGAUCAUGAGGUUGGACAACAUGUUGCUUGCAGAGGGUGUGUCAGGACCAGAGAAGGGAGGAGGAUCAGCCGCUGCAGCUGCGGCAGCAGCAGCAGCAGGGGGCUCACCCACCGACAGCAUCGAACACUCUGACUACAGAGCCAAGCUUGCCCAGAUCCGUCAGAUCUAUCACUCUGAGCUGGAGAAGUAUGAACAGGCCUGCAGUGAGUUUACCAACCAUGUAAUGAACCUGCUGAGAGAGCAGUCUCGCACACGACCCAUCUCUCCCAAGGAGAUUGAGCGCAUGGUUGCCAUCAUCCACCGCAAGUUCAGUUCAAUCCAGAUGCAGCUCAAACAGAGCACCUGCGAGGCCGUCAUGAUUCUGCGCUCACGCUUCCUUGAUGCCAGACGAAAGAGGCGCAACUUCAACAAGCAAGCUACAGAGGUGCUGAACGAGUAUUUCUACUCCCACCUGUCUAACCCCUAUCCAAGUGAGGAAGCCAAGGAGGAACUGGCCAAAAAGUGUGGAAUCACUGUGUCUCAGGUCUCUAAUUGGUUUGGCAACAAGAGAAUACGCUACAAGAAGAACAUUGGUAAGUUCCAGGAGGAAGCGAACCUCUACGCGGUUAAAACAGCGGUGGAUGCUGCCAACGUGUCUGCGCAGGCUAGCCAGGCUAAUUCUCCAGCAACACCCAACUCAGGUGGAUACCCUGCACCGUGCUACACACCUGACGGGCGGCUAUGAGGAGCUGUCAGGUAGUGGCCUCUACACCCCUCAUCGCCUGGAUGCUAACAGCUGGCAGGACACCACCAACCCCCACUCUGUCACCUCUCCUCCUGGUCCCCCUGGCAGCGUCCACUCUGACACCUCCAAUUGAUUGGUGGCUCUCACUGCCAUGACUCCAUUCCGACUGCAGUCUGAGUUGACUACCAUCCUCUGUCCUCAUUGUCACUAUUCCCUUGUCUCUCAACUAGACAACCACAAAAGGCCAUACUCCCAUUCCAUAAAACACAGACUGUGCUGGAACACAGGACAGCCGAACAGCAGUCAGGAGUUAUUCUGCCUCCACCUCACAGCUCCACUUCAACGCUAGAAGCUCCUCAACUCAGAACAAAAGAGGGAUGGAGCAGGUCGAUGCUGAGACAGAUAGAAAUCAUUUUCAACAUCAAGUACUUUUUGAGACCACUGAUCCAGCUGUGUAGAUGAUCAUGAUGUCUGUACAUUAUGUGUAUAUGCACGAUAACUUCACACAGUAAUCACACAGCUUGUCAUGUGCUAUUGACCUCUGCACUCGACCCUUUGCUUUGAAAACUGUGUGUGAUUGCCUGUAUCUCUUGAAGCCUUGGCAUUUGAUAGCCAAACUGUUGAUACAGAUCACCAGGGAGCUCCUGCUCACCCUUGCUCGUACCAAAGUGCUUACCCCAGUGGUUGUCAAAACAUCUGUAUCUUCGAGAUCAACCUUCCCCCAUUCAACACCAGACACUGUUUUAUCUUCCAGUUCUUAUAGCUUGAUGUCUCAUUCUGUUGAAGAUUUCUAAGAGAAUAAUUGAGAUAUGCACAAACGUGCUGGCACACUCCUUUCCUAUAACACACCCAAAACUUUUCAGUGGUUUCAUAGUGGGCUGACAUGAAAGAUGUGUCAAGCACAACAGUUAGCAUCCUUGAUAUGGGUGUAUCUACCUAUAGAGGGUAGUACAGGGGAUUACUGUUUAACCAGACAUGACAGCUGAUAAUAGGGCUGGUGGAAAGAGGAGGAAUGGGCAGCAAGGAGAAUAUCUUUGGUUGAGUGGCUGUAACAAUAGCCCUUUUUGUUGCUAACCAAUUAGAGGGUGUUGGUAGAUGGCUUGUAGACUUGACUUCUUGCUUUCUUUCCACUAGUUAUUUGAUUGUAGCUAUUUUCUAAUGCUGUUUCACCAAGAAUGCACCAGCCACCACCAAAAAUGAGCUCAAUAAAGCAUCUAACUAACUUUGGGAAGAGAAGGGUGGAAUGAUUGUGGGGCAUUGAUGUGUUAUUGGGACAAACGUGAUAUGAAUAUAGGAACAUGACUGUCUUCCAUGCAUGUAGGACUUCUAGGCGUGAUAUUAUUUUCAUUUAACCUUCCAAGUUUUAGCUUCGUUUUAGUCACAAAAAUAAGGGUAUAAUUAUUACAGUCAGACCAAAAAGGAAAAUUGCAUCAUUUUUUGCUAUGAUGUGUGUCUCUGUGUGGGCAUGUGUACAGUGUUCUUGGGACGUUGCUGGUGCCCUCUGACCUUUUGUUAGCAUUAUCAAGACUGGGUGCUUCCGCCAGCCAAUGACACACCAGGUGGGGUUCAACUGAGAUCUCCUCCCUAUGUUGAAACAUGAAGCUUGUGAGCCUGAGGCAACACACUACAAACCUUCUGUUGUAUCAAAACCAAAAAUACCACGUUCAGCAAUGUAAUAAUGCUACCUCUAUGUCUCUCUGAAGGGGGCACACAGCCACGUGUUCAGCUGAGGAGAGGAGGGAGUUAUAUUUGUAUCUGUGUCUCUAUAUGUGGUUGUCAUGCCCCAAGUUGAUUUGGUUUUAGGGUUUUUGUUGUGGGGUGUUAGGGAGGGUGGGUGGAAUGAGGACUCAUAUCAUAUCUGUUGAUUUUGAGCAUAGAAAGUAUGCUCUCCCCUUUUAUUCAUCCUUUUAUACCUUCUGCUAAAACCGUGACUAUUCAGUUGAGUUUUUUUAUUCAAUGGCCAAUUGGGCAAGGGCUUCUCUCCUCCUCUGUUACCAAAAAAAGAGGCAGCACUGGGUGAUCUAAAACUUGUGUUUCAGACAAACCUGCUACAUUUUGGGGGAUUUUCAUUCUUUGGAACUAUUUUAUACAUUAACAGUUAUGUGAAUGACAAAGCAUUUUGAUAGUAAGGUAAAGCCUUAUAAAAAUAUGUCAGUCAAACUUUGUUGAACCAUGUUACAGAACAAAACUUGAGCUUGUAAACUGGUCAUAUGUGCUAUCACACAUCUAGUACUUGUUUUGUUACUCAUGCAGUUCAUAUGAGUGUAUCUUAUGGAUAACUUAAUCACCACACCAAAUUAUCAUCCUUUCCCCUUUUCUACCUGUUGUAAUGGAUGUCACUGUACAGUUUGUGUAACGUUUCAGUAUUUUUUUCUUUUAUAAACUUUGAUGUUUGGUUGAGAUGCCAGUUUUAUUUGGCCUCUGUGUCACAGAAUUCACAAUAACUAUUAAUUCUGAAUAUUAUUUAGGUCUUUGUUACAUAACCUGGAGGCAAUGAAGGGUUUACAGGUGUCACAUUUGAUGCUGUGGAAAGACAAAUGUAUUAAUUAAGAUUCUUUUAUAGACGGUGUAUUUUGUUACAUACAUUUCCCAUAUGAUCUCACCCACCCUCGGUUACCCACACUUCUAAAUGUCCCGCUGUUUGUGCUUCAUUUGAUCCUUCAUCCUUCAAACAUGUUCAUGUCAUUCAGUGUGAUGACAGAUUUAAGAGUAUGUAGUGAAGAAAGGACAGGUGUGUGAACAAGCUGUUUAAGGACAGUUCAUCCCAUCAAACUGUUGAAAGAAUUUACAGAAGGUAUACUUUUGCAAACAAUUGGCGGUAGUUAGUCCCUAUUUUGUUUUAGGAUACAUUUUAGAUCACUGAAUGCAAACCUAAUUGUAAGUUCUUCUGACAGACUGAGUAAUACAAAAACAGGUGACCUACACUUUGCUCUUGUCUAGCUCCACUCAUGUCAACUCACCUCAAACAUGUACACCCUGAACAUAAAGACAUGAAAGGAAACAUGUCAUUGUCAUUAAUGUUUCAAAAACAGCUUCAGUUCUAUUCAUUGAAAUACAAUUCUGUUUUAAUUUUUGGAUUCUAUUGACUUAAUAAUUUCCACAGCACCAGAUGGCUUCCUAAACCUUUUUGAUUUCUUUUUUAUUAGUAUAUUUGUAUCUCCCUUCUUUCCCUUGUAUUUACCCCUCUCUCUACCUCUGUCUUUCCAUUUCUCUUGUAUAUAACCCCCUGUUUUCAGACUUGUGAGUCUGUAUGAACUCCUUUUAUACCUCAACUUUAGAAUUGUUCUAGAAAGAGUACAACAAAAGGAAGAAUAUGACAAAUUGUAGUGUUCUUAUUAGAAAAUUAAUAAAAUGAUUUAGUGUGA
This is a messenger RNA of Notolabrus celidotus (New Zealand spotty), 5089 nucleotides long. It is a transcript of the gene pbx4, whose product is annotated as pre-B-cell leukemia transcription factor 4. The coding region runs from base 582 to 1724 and encodes 380 amino acids. Gene Ontology annotation, biological process: regulation of transcription by RNA polymerase II; brain development; embryonic organ development. NCBI's taxonomy places the organism in Eukaryota, Metazoa, Chordata, Actinopteri, Labriformes, Labridae. Gene Ontology annotation, molecular function: DNA-binding transcription factor activity, RNA polymerase II-specific; RNA polymerase II cis-regulatory region sequence-specific DNA binding. Gene Ontology annotation, cellular component: nucleus. The transcript is spliced from 9 exons. The record is from RefSeq and is a predicted model, not a curated record.